GCACUAAAGAACAAACAGACUUACUCGCCAAGCGCCCAAAAAACGCGAAGAAGAAAACGCGGAAGUUCUUCAGGGCGUAAUGUUGUCAUGGCGCCUCGCAUGUAAACCAACUUGAGCUCCUAAGAAUUCAUUCAAGACGUUUGUGUGGAUUUUUAAGGUUGCUGUGGUCAGGCAAGCUGUACCACUGCGGAAAUGAGCACUCAAUACAGCAUCCUUUUUAAACAGGAACAUGCACACGAUGAUUCAAUCUGGACUGCAGCCUGGGGUAAAAGCGAGGCAGACGGUUCAGAAACAAUCGUCACCGGUUCCCUUGACGAUAUGGUCAAAGUGUGGAAAUGGUCGGACGAGAAGCUGGAGCUGCAGUGGACACUGGAGGGGCACCAGCUGGGCGUCGUGUCCGUGGACAUCAGCCACAAUGCCGCCAUCGCUGCCUCCAGCUCGCUCGAUGCCCACAUCCGCCUCUGGGACUUGGAGUCCGGGAAACAGAUCAAAUCUAUGGACGCCGGACCAGUGGACGCUUGGACGGUUGCCUUCUCGCCUGACUCCAAGCACAUUGCCACAGGAAGCCACCUCGGCAAGGUCAACAUCUUCGGUGUGGAAAGCGGCAAGAAGGAAUAUUCUCUGGACACCCGAGGGAAAUUCAUCCUGAGCAUCGCUUAUAGUCCCGAUGGUAAAUAUUUGGCUAGCGGGGCUAUUGACGGCAUCAUCAACAUCUUUGACAUUGCCACGGGAAAGCUCCUCCACACGCUGGAAGGGCACGCUAUGCCCAUUCGCUCCCUCACCUUCUCUCCCGACUCCCAGCUGCUUGUCACGGCAUCAGACGAUGGCUACAUCAAGAUUUAUGACGUGCAACACGCCAACCUGGCGGGCACGCUGAGCGGCCACGGAUCCUGGGUGCUCAACGUGGCCUUCUCCCCGGACAACACACACUUUGUCUCCAGUUCCUCGGACAAGAGCGUGAAAGUUUGGGACGCCGGUUCCCGAGCCUGCAUCAACACCUUCUUCGACCACCAAGACCAGGUGUGGACCGUCAAGUACAACAACAACGGCUCCAAGAUUAUUUCGGCCGGCGACGACCGGGCCAUCCAUAUUUACGAUUGCCCCAUGUGAGGUGGGCCAUCCGAAAAGGCUGCAGGGAGACUUUUUAUGUGAAUCGUUUCUGUACUGGCUUGUGACAGUACAUUAAAGUUUGUUAUUUUUU
This is a messenger RNA of Hippocampus zosterae (dwarf seahorse), 1201 nucleotides long. RefSeq names its product SKI8 subunit of superkiller complex (gene skic8). Gene Ontology annotation, molecular function: protein binding. The record is from RefSeq and is a predicted model, not a curated record. Lineage: Eukaryota; Metazoa; Chordata; Actinopteri; Syngnathiformes; Syngnathidae. The transcript has 11 exons. Gene Ontology annotation, cellular component: Cdc73/Paf1 complex. The coding region runs from base 193 to 1110 and encodes 305 amino acids.